Owenia fusiformis is the source of this 6938-nucleotide messenger RNA. The record is from the annotation of a GenBank genome assembly. NCBI's taxonomy places the organism in Eukaryota, Metazoa, Annelida, Polychaeta, Sabellida, Oweniidae.
CCCAAGUAAUAUGACUCAAUCUGGACUUCUGAGAAUCGAAACGAAACAGAAUCUGAAAGAAUUUACUUCUCGGACAUCAGAACAUCGAUAAAGAAGAUAAGGAUUGCUAUUAGCCUACGAUCAGAUGAUACAAAGCAUCUUUUAGGAUUUCGACUGAAAUUUGGCCACAGGAAAACCUCAUCUACAGUGUACAGUACGAAACAAGGAAGCAGCGAUUCACAGAUGCUGGCCUGUCUGACAGGGAAUACGUCAAGUUCGCCGAACAGCUUUGAAUUAUGAGUGGGCGGUUUCCACACAAUCCGGGUGAAACACACGAUAGGGGGCGUGGACGUGGAGGAUACAGGGGUAGGGGUCGUGGACGAGGUAACUAUGGAAACAGAGGAGGACGGAACAUAGAAGGCGGUGAGCAAGGCGCUUACGGGGGUGCCAGAGAUAACGACUAUAGAGGUGAACGAGGAGGAAGAGGUCGAGGCAACGGAAAGGGCCCCAGAAAACCAAGAGAACACCCAAUGAGUUUUACAGCUCUACAUGAAUGUCUGAACAAGGAGCCAAAUGAAAUUAUCCUAGGUUUAAAUAAUCCAGGAAGUGGGUUUAUAAAGUUCCUUGAACAAGGGCGGGUUAGACCUGAUUUCAUGAAGCUCGCACUGAAUGUAAUCACGAAAUGCCUUGACAGAACCAUUGCUGAUACAUUCGUUUUAGAGUUGCUUCAUCAGAUAGAAAAGUCAACCUUUACUACAGGUCCUCUAGUGUUAUACUUCACCGAAAUGCUCACGGAAACCUCACAGGCGAAACACCAGGAUUUCAAGGAAGCAAUUGAAGAUUCUCUUUUACUGAUGACGGAAUUGCUUCAUAAAUUACCGUCCAGCGUAUCCAAGGUGAACGUCCCUCUGAGCGUAUUAAAGACCACGCUCGAACAGCUGCAGAUAACUACGAAUAUAGUCGAUGUCAACCUGUUAGAGAAACAUGAGGAUGUUAUGCAGAUGUUAUACAAAUCGCUGCGAAAAAACAACACACAUGAAGAACCAAGAAAAAGGACAGAACUACUGUAUGAGAAUGAGGCACCACCUGACGACUUUAGAGAUAUAUCGAUAUUUCCAACCCAGAACGACAUCUAUUUGAAUGAAAGGCCGUUCUUACGAGUAAACAAGGCAAGGGGAGCAUACCAAGAUAUUGAUCACUACCUUGAUGUCCAGUUUCGCCUGCUGAGGGAGGACUUUGUUAAGCCACUCCGAGACGGGAUUGAGGAAUACAAGCACCAACGGACCUCACUGAAACAAAAGAAACUGCAAGAUAUUCGUAUGUAUCAGCGUGUUUUUAUAAGAUCCCCGUUGUGCCAGGCAGACGGAAUUUACCAUAAGAUUCAGUUUGAUGUCAGCAAAAUGAGGAACAUCAAAUGGCGUAUCUCAAAGCGUCUUAUCUUCGGUUCACUAUUAUGCCUAUCUCGGGACAACUUCCAGACUUUCCUAUUUGCGACAGUUUCCAACAGACAAGAGAAAGAACUGUCAGAUGGAAUCAUUGACGUCAGAUUUGAGGAAAAGCACGAUGAGAUUGCAAAAAUAAACCCAGAUGUUGAGUUCCAAAUGGUAGAGACAACAGCUUAUUUUGAAGCAUACAGACAUGUCCUAAAGGCUCUACAGAGAAUACGUGCAAAUGAGCUGCCAUUUCAGCGGUACAUCGUGGAAUGUAAAACUGAGCUUAAACCACCGAGAUAUCUACUUGAAGGAUAUGGGAAAACGUUCGACUUGCGUCCAUUGAUAACUAAGGAAGUUGUUGAAGUGACCAAGAAAGCCUCAGCACGUCAGAGACCAAGGCAUCGCGGUAGUCUAGGUGACCUUUUGAUGGACAUAUCAGAUUCUGACGAUGAGGAUCCCGUAGAUCAAGUACUAGAGAGAGAACUCACAAGAGUAGCGUCAAGUCAAGCGAAAUCAGUAAACAUGUUGCGAACAAACACAUGGCCUGAUGCGGAACAAAUGCGACUUGACCAAACACAAUACGAGGCUGUAAAAAUGGCUCUCACUAAGGAGUUUGUGGUCAUUCAGGGACCACCCGGAACAGGAAAAACAUACAUUGGGCUAAAGAUCGUACAGGCUUUGCUACACAACAGAGACGUAUGGACUAAGAAUAGAAUGGGAAAUAUUGAGCAGAGUCCAAUAUUAGUGGUGUGUUACACAAACCACGCCCUCGACCAGUUUCUGGAGGGGAUCUACAAGUUCUGGAAGACCAACAUAGUUCGAAUAGGUGGAAGGAGUAAGAGCGAACUAAUGGAGAAAUUUCUGUUAAAGAACUUAAAACAGGUAAUGAAGAAUGACAGAAAAAUACCAAUCGAGGUGCAUAGAGGGAAAUUUCAGUUAAUGGACCAGUUGAAGGAUAUUCAAAUGCAAUUAGACAAGACUGUGUCUUUGAUUGAAGCAUCACACAAAGGACUUGUAAAAGAAGAUGUGCUAGAAGAAUUUAUGAAUGAAGACCACUACAACCAACUAACUGAUGGACCUCCAACUUUCAAUGACCCAUUCCAGAUGCAGUUCCAAACCGGGAAACGUGUCCAGGUUAUGGAUUGGCUUGGCGUAGGGGAUAACUACUAUGAGCUGCCAACUGAUAAUUUAACAGGAGCGAUGGGAGCAAUGCAGGUUGCAGGGCCAGAUGACGAUGACGAUGAUGAUGACGAAGAUGAAUACGUAACUGUUGAUGACGAGGCUGAUGCUAUAGCAGCUGAGAGAACGCUUGACGAGGAUGAUCUCGAUCAGAACCGUCGCCGCCAGCAAGAAUUGCAGAGAAUUCAAAAUGAACAAGAAGCAGCAGGAACACUAGCGUUAGAUAUCAACAAUAUGCAAGACGCUGGUCAAUAUGAACUAGCAGGAGGAUGGAUGACUCAAACCAACAGAAAAUCAAGAAAGAAAACCUUGAAAAGGGGACUUCAAGGAACUGAUGCUAUGACUGACGAUGAGGCAAAUGACUGUUAUAUUCUUUGGGAUCUCCCCCUUAAGGAAAGAUGGCGCCUCUAUAGAAAUUGGAUCAACAAGUACAGGAAUAGUCUGAAGUCUAAGAUUCAAGACUAUGAACGAGAAUACGAGAGACAAGCGAGACAAAUGGUCGACUUAAGACGUGAAGAGGACUUUGCAGUCUUGAAACAAGCUGUAGUUAUUGGCAUGACAACAACAGGAGCGGCAAAGUACCAAUCUCUAAUUCAACGAGUUAAACCUAAAAUUGUGGUCGUUGAAGAGGCGGCUGAAGUCCUUGAAUCCCAUAUUGUGACAACACUUAGUGAAGGCUGUGAACACUUGAUUUUGAUAGGAGACCAUAAACAGCUGAGACCAAACCCAACUGUGUACGAUUUGGCAAGAAAAUACAACCUUGAGAUAUCUUUCUUUGAGAGAAUGAUCAACAAUAGGAUUCCAUAUGAAUGUCUGGAGCUCCAACACAGGAUGAGACCAGAGAUUGCAACAUUGGUUUCUGAUAUCUAUCCAGAGCUACGAGAUCACAAGUCAGUGCAUCACUACGAACGUGUCAAAGGCGUAGCAAAGAACAUGUUCUUUGUGGAUCACACAGUGCACGAAACAAGCGAUAUUGAGAUACGCAGCAAAUCUAACCCACAUGAAGCAGAAUACAUUGUAAAACUGUGCAAGUAUUUGAUCCAACAAGGGUACAAGCGAGAGGAGAUAACCAUACUGACACUGUAUACAGGACAGAUGUUCACGAUCAAGAAACUCAUGCCUAAGGAAUACUUUCAGGGGGUAAGAGUCUGCGCUGUUGACAACUUCCAAGGCGAGGAGAAUGAAAUUGUGCUCCUUUCAUUGGUUCGUUCUAACGAAGAAAACAGCAUUGGGUUUCUCAAGAUUGAGAAUAGAGUGUGUGUCGCUUUAUCAAGAGCAAAGCGAGGAUUCUAUGCUAUUGGCAACAUGACGCUUCUAGCAAAGAACAGUGACCUCUGGAGAAAAAUCUACGGGCGUCUGCGUCAUACAGGGAAUGUCGGCGAGGCUUUGGAACUAUAUUGUCAAAACCAUCCCAAAGAUAACCACAUUCUAGUGAAAACAGCGGCAGAUUUUGACAAAGCUCCAGAAGGUGGAUGUACUAAGAAGUGUGACGCCAGGCUUGAUUGUGGCCACACAUGCCCCCAGUUUUGCCACAAUAUAGACGCUCACCACGAAGAUUUCCAGUGCAGGAAGCCAUGUGCAAAGAAAUGUCCUGAGGGUCAUACUUGCAGUAAGAUGUGCUACCAGAAUUGUGGUACCUGUCAGACCAGGGUCAUAAAAACAAUCCCUGCAUGUGGGCAUACCCAGAAUGUCCCAUGUCAUAUGGACCCUGCUACAUUCAACUGUACAAUGCCCUGUAGUAAAAAACUUUCCUGUGGGCACACAUGUAAAGAACAAUGCUGGGGUCCUUGUUCCAGGCUCUGCAAAGAAAAAAGUGGAAUAUACCUCGAGUGUGGACACUAUUGCAAGGUUGAAUGUUAUAAGAUGGAUAAGUCGAGUGAGAUUGUGUGUACUCAACCAUGCAGUGAUUUACUUCUCUGCGGUCACAAAUGUCAAGGGACUUGUGGUAGCUGCCAAAGAGAGAAAUGUGAAUGGCAAUGUCAACAUCACCAAUGUUCGCAGCCCUGCAGUGAACCCUGUGACAGGCCACGCUGUGAUCGUCCUUGCAUGAAGAAAUUCACCUGUUUCGAAUGCAAGAAUAGAUACACGUGUAUAGGUCUAUGUGGCGAGAAAUGUCCACCCAAGUGUCCCAAUUGCGAUAAAGCUGAAAUCAGAGAAGUGUUUUUUGGAACCGAGGAGGACCAAAACGCCAAAUUUGUACAACUUGAAGAUUGUGGUCACAUACUUGAGGUGGAAGGGUUGGACGCUUGGGUAGAUAAGUACAGUGAUGAUUCGGGGACGGUUGAUAUCCAAUACAAAACUUGCCCGAAGUGUAAAACACCCAUUCGUAAGAAUCUAAGAUACGGUGAUACCAUUAAGAAAAUGGAUAAAUACAUCGCUGCUGUAAAGGAAAAAAUAAUUGGAAGCAGGGAUGAAGUCAAAAUCCUCAAACAAAACGUUGAAAGAGAAAUAAAAGAUUUUAGUUUGACAGAUUCUGUCAUAAGCAAUGAUUUGCAAACCCGGGUGAAUAUACCCACAGAUUACAUCACAAUUAAUUUGCUAAACGCUGUCAAAAUGCAACUGGACUUCACCCGGCAGUUUACUAAGUUAGCAGAUGAUGUUCAACAUCAGAAACACAAAUCAAUUGGUGCCUCCACUGGAGACGUGGUCGACUUCAGGGCGAGGUGUGGACAAAUAAAAACUAAGAUUGAAACCACAAUUCGAUGGGUAUUGAAGAACAGGCAACGCUUUACAGAACAGGAAGCACUAGAGUGCCAAAAAGAACUUACCCGUUUGAAGCUACAAAGUAAAGCUUACGUCAUUGACUACAAAGCAUCGAAGGUCAAGGACAAACUCAAGCCAGAGUACAUCGACUGCAUUGAACAAAGCAUCGAUGAAUUGGAAAAAGGUGUUCCUUUAAAAGAUGACACAGAAGCGAGGAUAACUAAGAACCUGAAGAUUUUGGAGAAGAAGCUUGCUCCAACAAAUGGACUUGGGAUCAGCGAUGGAGAACGGGUUGAAAUUCUGAAGGCAAUGGGAUUGACUAAGGGACACUGGUACAAAUGCGCUAAUGGUCAUAUUUACGCCAUUGGAGACUGCGGUGGCGCCACUGUCGAGGCUACGUGUCCAGAAUGCAAAUCAACAAUAGGGGGCUCUGGUCAUGCAUUGCGAUCUGACAAUAAAAGCAAUAACAUUAUGGAGUGAUGGUUUGCAUGAUGCCUCAUUUUGACAAUCAACAUUAAAGACUUGUGUUUAUACAUUUUAAAUGCAGAACGUGAUAUUGUGUCGAUUUUGCUGGAAUAUCAAUUCUACAAAUCAUACAUACACUGUAUACGUGCAUAUAUGGACUUUGCCAGGAUUUGAAAAUAAGUGAAUGCUUUUAGUUUGAAUUAACAUAUUUUGCAGGCCAGGAAGUUGCCUCAUGAUUGGUUACAAUAAAAUUGCCAUUUUUAGAGGACACAGACAACUAUAACAAGAUGAAAAUUGAUGUAAAAUAGCAAAACAAUCACCCCGUUCAACAUAAAGGCAAAGAUUCAUAAACAAACGGUUACGUUCGAUGGAUGGAUAAACUGUUGUUCGUAUUUAUAGCAAAAUGUAUAUACAGGGUGGUCCAAAGAACAAUACCCAAGUUUAAAGAUUCAUAUGUACAUACGUAUUUAGGUGAUAGAAAUAUGUUAUAUAUACUUAAGUAUUUUUGAUGGAGAUACAUUAUGAAAAGUACAUUCUCAAUGAAAAAUAGAGUGAUUUGAAAUAGGCUUGGCGAAACAUCAGCCACAACAUGGUAGACAAAUGAAACAUACAUGCAAAUAGGCUCUAACUCGUCAAAUGAGUCUUCGUACGUUGUUUGUUUCCUGAGUUCAUUGGUUUCCCAGCGAAACGUAUGUUAUACUCUUCUGGCAACGUAACACGGUUUUAAAUGUGGGCUCAAUCGUCAAUCUUCUCGUCUUGGUAUUUCCAGACAAACAACUCGACAGAAUGAUUGGACAUUUUGAUGAACCCAUGAGUCUUAGGCAUGCUGGGUAAAUCUUAGAUGGUUAUUUCUGAUGUUUAAGUACAAUAAAACAAGUUCAUCUAACAAAAUUCAAAACCAAUUACAGUGUUUAAGAUACCAAAGUACAAGGUGGAAUCAUCUGGGACAAAACUUCAUACACUAUUAAACUUACUAAUAAUGUAAAAAGUUUUUUUUUAAGAAAAUAUAUUAUCAAAAUAUUGAUUUUGAUGUUCAGUAAGCAUAAGGUGAUUCCAUCCUCUAUGUUGUACAUUAUUAUUUACCGGUGAUAUAAUUCAUGAGACAAAUUAUGGUUUUUUCUUAUUGUAUUUAACUUUCAAACACUCGAUUUUUUUAGAUUUAUGAUUUUAAAUGUGGUC